GAGAGCGCGGAGUCGGGGAUGUCCUACAAGCCUAUCGCGCCUGCCCCCACCAGCUCAGGAGCCGCCGGCACCAGCAGCAGUAGCGCCAGUCCCGCCCCCGGAGCCCCGCCGGUCGCUACCAGUGUUCCAUCGCCAUCUGGUUCUGUCCCUGGAGCAUCUGCCCCCUUUCGACCUCUCUUCAACGAUUUUGGGCCCCCAUCUAUGGGCUACGUGCAGGCUAUGAAGCCACCAGGUGCCCAAGGCUCCCAGAGCACAUAUACAGAUUUGCUUUCUGUAAUUGAAGAGAUGGGCAAAGAGAUCCGACCUACAUACGCAGGCAGCAAGAGUGCUAUGGAACGACUGAAGCGAGGCAUUAUUCAUGCCCGGGCGCUAGUAAGAGAGUGUCUGGCAGAGACAGAGCGCAAUGCCCGCACGUAACACUCGCUUCCUCCUGGCACCACCCUUGGAGGAUCCUAGCACUUUCCAGCUAAUCAACAUUUUAGAAUCUGGAGUUUUCCCCUUCCUUUCAAAUCUUUCUACCAAUCAGUGUCUCAAGUCUUAGAACUGUGAUCGCCUUCAAAGACCUUUAUCCCAAUUGGCACCUAAGAAUCUGAAGUAUCUCCAUUUGCAUCACAGAACUUCCCGUCAAUUGGCAUUCUGGGAAAUAUAUACAGAAAGCGUUCAUUGUGCAUAUCCUUGGUUUACUAGUCGAAAUAAUUGCUGGUGACGAGUUCUAUAUCUUUAUAAAAUACAUGGGGUUUUUGAAUAAAUAAAAAUCUUUAGAAUUUGGAUUAUCUCUUCUUCACUGUGCUUUUCUAUUUUUUUUAUGUGGUGAGGGAAAUAUUCUCUACCUCGCUAAAAUAUUCCUGAAGGGCAUGUAUUGCAAGAUAUGCUUCCUUAGUAAAGCAGUAUGAAGCCCUCUCUUCCUCUUGCAACAAGAGUCUCAACCAGUGAUCACUGAGCCUGUAUUGGAAAACUUGUAAUAAAAUGUUUCUACUCCUG
Protobothrops mucrosquamatus (brown spotted pit viper) is the source of this 981-nucleotide messenger RNA. It is a transcript of the gene CDK2AP2, whose product is annotated as cyclin dependent kinase 2 associated protein 2. Bases 19 to 417 code for a protein of 132 amino acids. Gene Ontology annotation, cellular component: microtubule; cytoplasm; nucleus. The record is from RefSeq and is a predicted model, not a curated record. The transcript has 4 exons. Gene Ontology annotation, biological process: regulation of microtubule cytoskeleton organization; negative regulation of G1/S transition of mitotic cell cycle. Lineage: Eukaryota; Metazoa; Chordata; Lepidosauria; Squamata; Viperidae.